This is a messenger RNA of Saccostrea cuccullata (small rock oyster), 855 nucleotides long. RefSeq names its product macrophage mannose receptor 1-like. NCBI's taxonomy places the organism in Eukaryota, Metazoa, Mollusca, Bivalvia, Ostreida, Ostreidae. The record is from RefSeq and is a predicted model, not a curated record. The coding region runs from base 1 to 855 and encodes 284 amino acids. The transcript is spliced from 6 exons.
AUGAUUAUACUGCUGUUAUUUCUGAAUGAAGUUUCGGCACAGUCAUACAAACAUACAACAUAUGCUAGACAACUGAAUACAAACCCAACGGUUAAACCCAUUGAGUUAACGUCCAAACAGAUGCUGGGAAUGUGUGGACGAGAGUGUCACGCUUCUUCAACUUGUUCUUCGUUUUUCUUUAAUGGAACCCACUGUGUGACUUUGGAAGCAUCCAAACAGUUCAGUGAAAGUUAUACCACCGAGUCAUAUUUUACGAAGUCAUACAGUGUGUUUCAUUUUGAUAUAGUUGAUAAACUUCAAUCCGAGUGUUCAUCACAUGGAUAUGUCUACGAUCCUUUGAUCCCUCUGUGUUAUAAAAUUAAUGCUGUGGCUUUAACCAAGGCUGAUGCUGUGACAUCCUGUCAACAAAGUAAUGGCCAUUUGCUGAGAAUCAAUACAUACAGGAAACAACUUUUUGUAGAAUCAUUAAAACUACAAACAACAAGCUCUGUUUCGAAAUAUCGAAUUGACGGUAAAAAACAAAACAAUGGUAUCUGGACUUUUUCCGACGGAAGAGAAAUUGUCACAUUUCACUGGUAUCCCGGGGAACCUCAAAGCUAUCGUUCUUCUAUUGCACUGACUGUAACAUAUAAAGGACUGUGGGAUGAUGUUGGUGAAACUAUUCCCCAUGGAUUCAUUUGCGAACGAGUGCCACAGAAAAUUAUAGAUGAUUUACUGGCACACUAUGAUAAGAGGAUUUCACCGACUGAUGAUGCGGGAGAUGGUCCUGUGACAGACUAUGUGCAGUUAUAUAUAUUAAGUCUGGAUUUCUCUAGUGACAAAACAAUGGUUGGUAUUAAGAAUUUAUACAAGUAA